This is a messenger RNA of Scheffersomyces amazonensis, 3065 nucleotides long. RefSeq names its product linker nucleoporin. Gene Ontology annotation, cellular component: nuclear pore. Gene Ontology annotation, molecular function: structural constituent of nuclear pore. Gene Ontology annotation, biological process: protein import into nucleus; poly(A)+ mRNA export from nucleus. The transcript has a single exon. Bases 46 to 2976 code for a protein of 976 amino acids. NCBI's taxonomy places the organism in Eukaryota, Fungi, Ascomycota, Pichiomycetes, Serinales, Debaryomycetaceae. The record is from RefSeq and is a predicted model, not a curated record.
UAAUAUAUAUAGUAGUUGAACGAGUAGUAGUAGUUAGUUCGAAAUAUGUCAUUGUUCGGUACAAAUACCACAUCGGGAUCUAGUGGGCUUGGAGCUAAUUCGAGUUCAACUCCAUUUUCGUUUGGAGGUACAGGGACUUUGAAACCAUCGACUAAUUUUAAUUCUAAUGAAGCAUCGGUAUUGAAUCAGUCAUCCCUUGCAGUAAGUACUACAACUACUAAAAAUACUAGUGGGAAUAAUUCAAAUUUAGCAGCAUCGAUUAAUAAUAGUUCGAAUUCAUCUAAAUUAUUAAAGGAUUUACUUGAAUCUGCUCAUAAUUUACCUAAAUCUGAGAAUAAUGAUCUCGGAUCAAUUCAUUUAACUCUUAAGGAAUUACAAAGAAAAUCUCAUCAAUUGAGAAAGUUAGAAGAUAAGAAAGAUGUAAAUUUUACUAAGGCUCAUUAUUUAUUAGCAUCUAGUGGAAUUAGUGCUGAAGAAAUUGAAAAUGAAUUAAAUUCUAUAAAUGUUGUUGCACCUUCACCAAUUCCAUAUUCUAUUCAACCUGGUAGUCAAGAAACUUCUUUAACAUCACUUAAAUCUGGUGGUACUGGUGGUACUUAUACUUCUACCAAUAAUAUUGAAAGUUAUUUAAAUUCUAAAAAGGAAGAAAACAUUUUAAAUACAAUAGAACAAUCUUUAGCAUUGGCUUCAAAAGAUUUUGAUAAUUAUAUAAGUUCAAAAAUUUCAAUUGAUUGGAAAUUAAGACGUGAUGAAUUAAGAAAAUCGGUAGGUUUAAAGAAAUCAUCUACUAAGGAUUCAUCAAUUGCUUCACAAUCAGCCCUUAAAAAUUCAAUCAAAUGGAAUAAAUCAAUACCAGGAACUUAUAAUAUAUUAAGUCCAUUAAAAUCUUCAACUAAUAGUAAUACUAGACAAUUUACUCGUGAAAAAUUCGAGAAUCAUGCUAGAAUCGUUUAUCAAUUAAAUGAAGCUAGAUUAUCUAAUAAAAAUUAUCCAUUAUGUUUACAUUUAGGAGAAUUAAAUAAAUUACAAAAUGAUUUAAAAUCCAAACAAAUUUCAGAAAUUUGGAAAAUACUAACAGAAUUAACUAAUGAAAAGUUUUCUAAAACAAGUCAAGAAUAUUCAUUUUAUAAAAUCUCUGAUUCAACUAUUAUAUCAAGUAGUAGAAAUUAUUUAGAAUCAGAAUUUUUUAAUUAUAUUGAAGAACUUUAUUUAAAGGAUAGUAAAAAAUCUUCAGAAUUUUUACCAGGAACAAAUUUAAAUAAAGUAUCAUAUUUUAUUAAUAAAAUUAUUAGUAAAGAUCAUUUAUCAAGAACUUUAAAUGUUAAUGGUACUCCAAUUUGGGCAUUAAUUUUUUAUUUACUUAGAAGUGGAUCUUAUAAUGAUGCAUUAGAUUUAACUAUUAAAAAUAGAGAUGUUUUUAAUAAAUUUGAUCUGAAUUUCCCCGUAUAUUUAAAGAAAUAUGUUGAAAGUGAAAAUCAUACAUUACCAAGUGAAUUGGUAUCUAGAUUACAUUCUGAAUUUAAUGAACAAUUUCAAUUUUUAAUUGAUGAAGCAGAUAUUGAUCCAUUUAAAUAUUCUGUUUAUAAAAUCAUUGGAAGAUGUGAUUUAAGUAAAAAAACUUUACCUUCAAGUCUUAAUUUAAGUAUUGAAGAUUGGCUUUGGUUUCAUUUAUCACUUAUUAAUGAACAUAAUGAAUCUGAUUUAAUAUUUGAUAAUUAUAGUUUAAUUAAUUUACAGCAUAAAAUUAUAUCUUUAGGUCCAAAGAAUUUUAAUUCUUCAUCUAAUAAUCCUUUAUAUUUAAAAUCAUUAGCAUUAGUAGGAUUAUAUGAAUUGGCAGUUCAGUAUACUUAUGAUAAUAUUAAUGAAUGUGAUGCAGUACAUCUUGCUAUAGCCUUAAAUUAUUAUGGUUUAUUAAAAGUAUCAAGUUUUAAUAAUAAAGAUGAUUUAUUAAUUUUACAUAAUAAUGAAAUUGAAAUAAAUUUUAGUAGAUUAUUAGGAUCUUAUACAAGAAGUUUUAAAAUUAGUGAUCCAAAAGUUGCAUGUCAAUAUUUAAUUUUAAUUGCUAUGUCAAAGGGAGAAGUUAAUAAAUGUCAUGAAGCUUUAAGAGAAUUAAUUUUAAUUUCUCGAGAAUUUUCAAUGUUAUUAGGAGAAAUUAAUGAAAUUAAUGAAAUUAAUGGAUCUAAAAUACCGGGAAUUUUAGAAAGACAAAGAUCCUUAAUUAAAUUAGAUGAUUUAUCUGAAUUUUAUCAUCAAAUAAUUGAAUUAAGUGCUAUUAAAUGUGAAGAAGAAGGUAGAAUUUUUGAUGCCAUAUUAUUAUAUCAAUUAUGUCAAGAAUAUGAUACUGUUAUUUCUUCAAUAAAUAAAUUGCUUUCUGAAAUAUUAUCAUCUACAGAAUUAGAUAAACCAAUUAUUAAAGGAGGUAAUUAUGAAGUUUUAACAGCUGAUCGUACUAUAACAAAUAAAGAAUAUGUUGAUACAAUUGAUAAUAAUGUUAUAUUAUUUUCUCGUCAUAUUGUUAAUAUAUUUAACAAAAAUAGUUCUAUUUUAACUAAAAUAAAUCCUCAAAAAAAGGCAACUACUGAUACUUUAUUACCUAUAAUUGAUAUUAGAGAUUUAUUUUUAAAUAAAGAUUUCCGUCAAGUAUUAACAGAAAUUAGUAAAUUAAAUUUACUUCCAGUUGAUCCAAAAGAUGAUUUAAUUAAAAUUAGAGGUUUAAGUGAAUUAAUUCAUAAUAAUAAUUUGGAUGAUAAUUUAAUUAAAGUUAUCCCUUCCUUAUUAAUCAUGGUUAUGACUUGUGUCUCACAAUUGAACUAUACAAUUUUAACUAAGAGAUAUCAAUCACUUGGUAAUGAAAAGCAAGAGCUUGAUAAUUUAAAGAAAAUCGCUAAUAAUUGUAUGGUAUAUGCUGGAAUGGUACAAUAUAAGAUGCCAAGAGAGACAUACAGUUUAUUAAUCCAAUUAGAGUCCCUGUUAUAGUUAUAGUUAUAAUUAUAAUUAUAGUUGUAGUAUAUAUAUAUAUAUAGAGUGAGAGAGUCUUAAUAAAAAGUUCUGUCGUAGAAAAAAAA